This is a messenger RNA of Clunio marinus, 2064 nucleotides long. Lineage: Eukaryota; Metazoa; Arthropoda; Insecta; Diptera; Chironomidae. The record is from the annotation of a GenBank genome assembly.
UUCCAUUAAACAAAGUCUCUCCGUAAAAGCCGCACGUGUUUGCGUAUUAGUGUUCAAGCCAAGCCCAAUUUGAAUCAAUUGAAGAAAGUUUUAAAGUCAAAUUUAAGGAUUUAAAUUCGCUUUAAGCUCCAAUUUUAUAUAUAUAUUUAAAGUUUUAUAUUUUUCGCGUCAAACACUCAAUUCAAUAUGCGUGAAAUCGUCCACAUUCAAGCUGGUCAAUGCGGAAACCAAAUUGGAGCUAAGUUCUGGGAAAUUAUUUCCGACGAACAUGGCAUCGACGCAACCGGUGCAUACCAUGGUGAUUCCGAUCUUCAGUUGGAACGUAUCAAUGUUUAUUAUAAUGAAGCGUCAGGUGGAAAAUACGUUCCACGUGCAGUUUUGGUCGAUUUGGAACCAGGCACCAUGGAUUCAGUUCGUUCAGGACCAUUCGGUCAAAUUUUCCGUCCCGAUAACUUUGUUUUCGGACAAUCGGGAGCUGGAAACAAUUGGGCUAAAGGACAUUACACAGAAGGUGCAGAACUCGUCGACUCGGUCUUGGAUGUCGUUCGUAAGGAAGCUGAGUCAUGCGAUUGUCUUCAAGGGUUCCAAUUGACACACUCACUCGGUGGCGGCACUGGAUCUGGAAUGGGAACUUUGUUGAUCUCCAAAAUUCGUGAAGAAUAUCCCGAUCGUAUCAUGAACACCUACUCAGUGGUGCCAUCACCAAAAGUCUCAGACACCGUCGUUGAACCCUACAACGCCACAUUGUCCGUUCACCAGCUCGUUGAAAACACCGACGAAACUUAUUGCAUUGACAAUGAAGCUCUCUACGACAUCUGCUUCCGCACAUUGAAACUCACCACACCAACAUAUGGCGAUUUGAACCAUCUCGUUUCAUUGACCAUGUCCGGUGUGACCACCUGCCUUCGUUUCCCUGGUCAGCUCAAUGCUGAUUUGCGUAAGCUCGCUGUCAACAUGAUGUCAGCCACUUUCAUCGGCAACUCAACCGCCAUUCAGGAACUCUUCAAGAGAAUUUCCGAACAAUUCACAGCUAUGUUCCGUCGCAAAGCUUUCUUGCAUUGGUACACUGGGGAAGGCAUGGACGAAAUGGAAUUCACUGAAGCUGAGAGCAACAUGAACGACUUGGUCAGCGAAUAUCAACAAUACCAAGAAGCAACAGCCGACGAAGACGCUGAAUUCGAUGAAGAACAAGAAGCCGAAGUUGAUGAAAACUAAAUUUCAUAAACAACAAACAAACCAACAUGCAGUCAUUCUUUACUCGUUCUUUGUAACCCACUGCCUUGUAUUUCUUGUUUCCUUCAACUCCCCCGCAACAAAAAAGUUUUCAUUUCCUUCCCUUUCCAAACAAAAAGUCCUGCAAUUUUGUUAACUUAAUUAACCAAGAAUAUGAAACAAGAAUUAAACUGCAACACGAGAAAAGUUACACAAACUUUUAAGUAAACAAAAAAAAAUUUUUUCUUAUCAUUCCUGAAACAAGAUAAUUUAAGAAUCAGAAAAAUUUUAUCGAAUAAACAUGGCAGUAAAUUUGUUCACAAUCUGAAUCGAUUUUUUUUCAUAAAUUUUCUCUUUCGCGGUAAUUUUCAAGUAAAAAAUUUUCACUCAGCUAAUUUUUGGAAAAUUCAACACAAGGAAACAGAAAAAUGUUUGAUGAAAAGUCACAUUUGAUUUGUAUUAAUAAAAAAGUCUCGUUGCUACAAUGCAAAAUUUGCUUUAAAUUAACUAAAAAAAUAAGAAAAACAAAAAAAAAUUGUGGCUUUUUAAUUUUAUGUUGCAAAAUAAUUUUUAUUGGUUUUUCAGGUUUGAUUUUAAUUUUCCUUGUUUUUGGCUUCUUUUGCGUAGUCGUCGAUGUUCAACUCAACAUUGUACAUUUCUAAGUCUUCCGGGAAAUUGUAAAUUCAACUUCCUGUCGAUUGCAGAAAUGUGCAAGUUGCGCAUAAAUGAAGAAAGCUUUCCUUUCAAGGCUUGAACAUAAAUAUUUGCAUUGAAAAUUGUAAUCAAAAUCUACUACCGACUUUCCUUACUGAAACAUAAUAAAAUUGAUUGGAAUUACCGCAACAAAAUACA